Molecule: messenger RNA, 2925 nt
Organism: Rangifer tarandus platyrhynchus (Svalbard reindeer)
Lineage: Eukaryota; Metazoa; Chordata; Mammalia; Artiodactyla; Cervidae
Source: the annotation of a GenBank genome assembly
AUGGCACAACUGUACUACAAAAAGGUCAACUACUCACCGUACAGAGACCGCAUCCCCCUACAGAUUGUGAGGGCAGAGACAGAGCUCUCUGCUGAGGAGAAGGCCUUCCUCAAUGCUGUGGAGAAGGGGGACUACGCCACUGUGAAGCAGGCCCUCCAGGAGGCCGAGAUCUACUACAAUGUCAACAUCAACUGCAUGGACCCACUGGGCCGGAGCGCCCUGCUCAUUGCCAUUGAGAAUGAGAACUUGGAGAUCAUGGAGCUCCUGCUGAACCACAGCGUGUACGUCGGCGAUGCACUGCUCUACGCCAUCCGCAAGGAAGUGGUGGGUGCUGUGGAGCUUCUGCUCAGCUACAGGCGGCCCAGUGGAGAGAAGCAGGUCCCCACUCUUAUGAUGGACACUCAAUUCUCUGAGUUCACACCAGACAUUACUCCCAUCAUGCUGGCUGCCCACACCAACAACUAUGAAAUCAUCAAACUGCUUGUCCAAAAACGGGUCACUAUUCCCCGGCCCCACCAGAUUCGCUGCAACUGUGUGGAGUGUGUGUCCAGUUCAGAGGUAGACAGCCUGCGCCACUCCCGCUCCCGACUGAACAUCUAUAAAGCCCUGGCAAGUCCCUCACUCAUCGCCUUAUCAAGCGAGGACCCCAUCCUAACUGCCUUCCGCCUGGGCUGGGAGCUCAAGGAGCUUAGCAAGGUGGAGAAUGAGUUCAAGGCUGAGUACGAGGAGCUCUCCCAGCAGUGCAAGCUCUUUGCCAAAGACCUGCUGGACCAGGCUCGGAGCUCCCGGGAACUGGAGAUCAUCCUCAACCAUCGAGAUGACCACAGUGAAGAGCUUGACCCUCAAAAGUACCAUGACCUAGCCAAACUGAAGGUGGCCAUCAAAUACCACCAGAAAGAGUUUGUGGCCCAGCCCAAUUGCCAACAGUUGCUUGCCACUCUGUGGUACGACGGCUUCCCUGGAUGGCGGCGGAAACACUGGGUCGUCAAGCUUCUGACGUGCAUGACCAUUGGGUUCCUGUUUCCCAUGCUGUCUAUUGCUUAUCUCAUCUCACCCAGGAGCAACCUUGGGCUGUUCAUCAAGAAACCCUUCAUCAAGUUUAUCUGCCACACAGCGUCAUAUCUGACCUUCCUCUUCAUGCUUCUCCUGGCUUCUCAGCACAUCGUCAGGACAGACCUCCACGUACAAGGACCUCCCCCGACUGUCGUGGAGUGGAUGAUACUGCCUUGGGUUCUCGGUUUCAUUUGGGGGGAGAUAAAGGAAAUGUGGGAUGGUGGAUUUACUGAAUAUAUCCAUGACUGGUGGAACCUGAUGGAUUUUGCAAUGAACUCACUCUACCUGGCAACUAUUUCCUUGAAGAUUGUAGCCUAUGUCAAGUAUAAUGGUUCCCGUCCAAGGGAAGAAUGGGAAAUGUGGCACCCGACUCUGAUUGCAGAAGCUCUCUUUGCGAUAUCCAACAUUUUAAGUUCGUUGCGUCUCAUAUCCCUGUUCACAGCCAACUCCCACUUAGGGCCUCUGCAGAUCUCUUUGGGGCGCAUGUUGCUCGAUAUCCUCAAAUUUCUCUUUAUCUACUGCCUGGUACUGCUAGCUUUUGCCAAUGGAUUGAACCAGCUUUACUUUUAUUAUGAGACCAGAGCAAUCGAUGAACCCAACAACUGCAAGGGGAUCCGAUGCGAGAAACAGAACAAUGCCUUCUCCACGCUCUUUGAAACCCUUCAGUCCCUCUUCUGGUCUGUAUUCGGCCUUUUAAAUCUUUAUGUCACCAAUGUGAAAGCCAGACAUGAAUUCACAGAGUUUGUGGGAGCGACCAUGUUUGGUACAUACAAUGUCAUCUCCUUGGUAGUGCUGCUGAACAUGCUGAUCGCCAUGAUGAACAACUCCUACCAGCUUAUUGCUGAUCAUGCUGAUAUUGAAUGGAAGUUUGCAAGGACGAAGCUCUGGAUGAGUUACUUUGAUGAAGGUGGCACCUUGCCACCUCCUUUCAACAUUAUCCCCAGCCCCAAGUCAUUUCUAUACCUUGGCAACUGGUUCAACAACACCUUCUGCCCUAAAAGAGACCCUGAUGGUAGACGAAGAAGGCACAACUUGAGAAGCUUCACAGAACGCCAUGCUGACAGCUUGAUACAGAACCAACAUUACCAGGAAGUUAUCAGGAAUUUAGUCAAAAGAUAUGUGGCAGCUAUGAUAAGAAAUUCCAAAACAAAUGAGGGACUAACAGAAGAAAAUUUUAAGGAAUUAAAGCAGGAUAUCUCCAGCUUUCGAUAUGAAGUGCUUGACCUCUUGGGAAACAGGAAGCACCAAAGGAGAAGUUUUUCCACUAGCAGCACUGAACUCUCUCAGAGGGAUGAUACCAAUGAUGGCAGUGGUGGGGCUCGGGCCAAAUCCAAGAGUGUCUCUUUCAAUGUAGGCUGCAAGAAAAAAGCCUGCCAUGGGCCACCUCUCAUCAGGACUAUGCCAAGAGUUGGUGGUGCCCAAGGCAAGUCAAAAGCUGAGUCAUCAAGCAAACGAUCCUUCAUGGGUCCCUCUCUCAAGAAACUGGGUCUCCUAUUCUCCAAGUUUAAUGGUCAUAUGUCUGAACCCAGUUCAGAGCCAAUGUACACAAUCUCUGAUGGAAUUGUUCAGCCACACUAUAUGUGGCAGGACAUCAGAUAUUCUCAGAUGGAGAAAGGGAAAGCAGAGGCCUGUUCUCAAAGUGAAAUUAACCUCAGUGAGGUAGAAUUAGGUGAAGCCCGGGGCACUGCUCAGAGCACUGAAUGCCCUCUAGCCUGUUCCAGCUCUCUUCACUGCGUUUCCAGCAUCUGUUCCUCAAAUUCUAAACUUUUAGACUCCUCAGAGGAUGUAUUUGAAACGUGGGGAGAGGCCUGUGACCUGCUCAUGCACAAAUGGGGUGAUGGACAGGAAGAACAAGUUACAACUCGGCUCUAA